AUGAGGUCCAAGGGAAGGGUUCUUGAUCCUCAGGGGCAAUUCCUGCAGACAUGGAACAAGAUAUUUGUGAUAUCAUGUCUUAUUUCAGUUUCUGUGGACUCACUGUUCUUCUACGCCCCGGCGAUUGAUGGUGACGACAGCUGCUUAGUGUUUGGUCGCGGUGUAUUGGUUGAGGACACAUUUGAAAUAGCAAAGCGGUAUUUGACAACAUAUUUUCCGAUUGAUUUCUUAGCUGUUCUGCCCUUCCCUCAGGUGUUUGUGCUGUUAGUGCGACCCCAUCUCCAAGGUUUGAAGGUUAUGACGGAGAAAAAUAUACUAAUGCUAAUAGUCAUAUGUCAAUAUGUGCCUCGACUGAUCCGAAUAAUACCGCUCUACAUUCAAAUCACAAGAUCAGCUGGUACAGUUAUGGACACAGCAUGGCCGGGUGCUGCCUUUAACCUUCUAGUUUAUAUACUUGCUAGUCAUGUCAUUGGAGCUCUCUGGUACAUUCUUGCCAUUCAACGAGAAGAAACCUGUUGGAGAGAAGCUUGCAAUGGCCAGGAUGGUUGCGAUCGUGCAUCUUUAUAUUGUGGAAGUGCUGUAUAUGGAAAUAAUACUUUCUUACAAGAUGCUUGCCCAACAAACGGUGAUGCCGAUAUAGAUCCAAUCUUUGGAAUUUACCUACCAGUUCUCCAGAAUGUUUCACAGUCAACGGGUUUCUUCGAAAAAUUAUUCUACUGCUUUUGGUGGGGGCUACAAAGUCUAUGUUCUUAUGGUCAAAACCUGAAAACAAGCACUUACAUAUGGGAGAAUUUGUUUGCUGUUUUUGUCUCAACUUCAGGUUUAGUAUUAUUGGCGCUCCUUAUUGGUAAUGUGCAGACCUAUUUACAAUCAGCCUCUGGGCAUAUAGAAGAAAUGAGACUGAAAAGACGUGACAUGCAGCAAUGGAUGGCACACAGACUACUUCCUGAGCAUAUCAAGGAACGAAUACUGCGUCACGAUCAAUAUAAAUGGCAAGAGACGCAAGGGGUUGAUGAAGAAGACCUCCUUACAAAUCUUCCUAAGGAUCUUAGGAGAGAUGUAAAGCGUCAUCUUUGUCUAUCACUUCUCAUGAGGGUUCCAAUGUUUGAAAAGAUGGAUGACCAGCUCUUGGACGCCAUGUGUGAUCGUCUAAAGCCCAUGCUGUACACAGAAGGAAGUUGCAUCAUUCACGAAGGCGGCCCAGUGAAUGAGAUGUUCUUCAUCAUGAGAGGAACGCUUGAGAGCAUGACUACAGAUGGUGGGAGAAUGGGCUUCUUCAACUCCAAUGUUCUCAAAGGCGGCGACUUCUGCGGCGAAGAGCUCCUCACAUGGGCUCUGGAUCCCACAUCAGGCUCAAACCUUCCCAGCUCCACCAGGACAGUGAAGACGUUGUCGGAAGUCGAAGGUUUCUCUCUAAGGGCUGAUCACUUGAGGUUCGUGGCCACCCAGUACCGGAGGCUCCACAGCAAACAGCUCCGGCACACCUUCAGGUUUUACUCACAGCAAUGGAGGACCUGGGCUGCUUGCUUCAUACAGGCAGCUUGGCACAGGUACUGCAGGAAGAAGAUGGAGGAUAGUUUGUACGAAAAGGAGAUGAGGUUCCAAGCGGCCAUUGUCAGUGACGGCUCUACUUCUCGCAGCCUUGGUGCAGCGCUCUAUGCCGCACAUUUCGCUUGCAACAUGGUACGGGUCUUACGGAGAAGUGCCGCCAGAAAGGCACGUUUGCUGGAAAGGGUGCCUUCAAGGCUGUUGCUGAAGCCAGCAGAACCCAACUUUUUCGCUGAAGAAGAGUGA
Panicum hallii is the source of this 1794-nucleotide messenger RNA. Its product is annotated as cyclic nucleotide-gated ion channel 1-like. Gene Ontology annotation, molecular function: monoatomic ion channel activity. NCBI's taxonomy places the organism in Eukaryota, Viridiplantae, Streptophyta, Magnoliopsida, Poales, Poaceae. The record is from RefSeq and is a predicted model, not a curated record. The transcript has 7 exons. Gene Ontology annotation, biological process: transmembrane transport; monoatomic ion transport. The coding region runs from base 1 to 1794 and encodes 597 amino acids. Gene Ontology annotation, cellular component: membrane.